Owenia fusiformis is the source of this 2225-nucleotide messenger RNA. Lineage: Eukaryota; Metazoa; Annelida; Polychaeta; Sabellida; Oweniidae. The record is from the annotation of a GenBank genome assembly.
UUUAAAUAUCAUUCCGCUUCGUCACCUUUAUCAGGUAGUUCAAAGAAAAACAUGCAUAUUUGAAAUAAGUAAACAAUGGUUAAUCAAAAGAACUUGUAGUAUCUUACUUGUAUAAUCUAUCUUAUCCUAAAAUACGAAAUUAGGGAACACUUAUUUUAUGCGGAACGAUUUCCGCUAAAGGUGUUCUUCGGCAUCAGAGCAAAAAAUAUUUAUAAAUUUAGUGAUAAAAGUUAGAAUACCGACUGUUUGCUGAGAUCAUUACCAUGAAGAUCCACGCAAAACCCAUUUGUGUGCUACUGAUGUCGAUUUUUAUACCACAAGUUCAUCUCCAGUUCAAUGAUGGCGAAGGAGACCAGUGUUUUUGCAAGUUGCAAGGGGAAGUAGAUGAUUGUUCGUGUAGUGUCGAAUCUGUAGACUCGUUCAAUAAUAACAAAAUAUACCCACGUCUUCAAAGCCUCCUUAGGACAGACUACUUCAAAUACCAUAAGGCGAAUGUGAAGCGGCAAUGUCCAUUCUGGGUAGAUGACAGUAGGUGUGCCUCAAGAGAUUGUGUCCUCAAACCUUGCAGUGAUGAUGAGAUUCCAGAAGGUUUAAAAGGUCGACCUAACCAUUCAGAGAACCAUGAUAAAAACCAUAAACAGAACCAUAAGUACAGUAAGGAGGCCAAUGAGCAAAAUGAAUGUGAAGAGGAACAUGAACUGGGGAACCUGGAUACAACAAUCAGUGAUGAGAGUAAGGAGGCAUUUGCUGAGUGGAAGAGAUAUGAUGACCAAGAAGAGCUCUUCUGUGAGAUAGAUGAUGAAGACUCGGCUGAUGCAGAAUAUGUAGAUCUUUCUCUUAACCCAGAGGGCUAUACUGGAUACAAGGGCAAGUCAGCAUCAAGAAUAUGGAAAACCAUCUAUAGUGAAAACUGUUUCAAACAGGAAAGCAAGGACUACUCGCAAUUUGGCAAGCAAGCCACACAAGAGAAACAGCAAUGUCUAGAGAAGAGGGUGUUUUUCCGCAUGCUGUCUGGCCUCCACACUUCUGUGAUGGUAGCUGUCUGCUCCAGAUAUGCAUUCGAAGGCCAGUUUGGUCAGGUAACAUGGGGGCCCAAUGUUGAGCUGUUUGACAAGCUUUUUGCCCCUGAGAAUACUUGGGGGCAGGGGCCUCAACACUUGAGGAAUCUCUAUUUCACAUACCUGAUAGAGCUCAGGGCAUUGGCUAAGGCUGCCCCAUAUUUAGAACAGGAAAAUUUCUAUACAGGAAACGAGGAAGGAGAUUUAGAAACAAAAAAUGCAGUAAAAGAUCUCUUAAAAGUAGUAAAAUCAUUCCCUGAACACUUUGAUGAGAGUAAGAUGUUUAGAGGUGACCCAAAAGAGGCAGCUGAACUAAAGACUGCCUACAAAACCAAGUUCCGUAACAUCACCAAGAUUAUGGACUGUGUCGGCUGUGAUAAAUGCAAGCUGUGGGGAAAACUACAGAUUACUGGCAUGGGUACAGCAUUGAAGAUAUUGUUCUCAGGAGACACAGUUGGUCCAGAAUCCAUCGUGACGGCAGAAUCUAAAAAUCAUUUCCAACUUACACGUCCUGAGAUAACUGCUCUUUUACAUUCUAUAGGAAGACUCUCAAGUGGUAUCAAAGAAAUAGACAAUUUCCGGCGACUUUUAACUGAAAAGAAUAAAAAGAAGAAUGGAAGUUAACACAGGGACUUGCUCAAGGAUACCAAUGAGAAUAAGUUGAAAAUCUCCACUUUGAAAAAUAACUGUUCAAUUUGAAUCUAAAAUAUUCUCACUGUUACCCCUGACAUGCAAUAUGUAUGCGAAAAAUUGCAGUUACAAGAGAUGAUAUUUCCCAUGAUGCAAUAUGUUGCAUUGUGGUAUUGUUUUCCUCUCUCUGUCUAAUGUGUUUGCAUUUUGUACAAUUUGUGUUAUUUUAGUCAAUUAGAAUCUACUGUCUUCAGUUAAAAAGGGGGUUGAUCAAUUAAAGUGGUUGCAGAGGAUAUGGAGCGUUGGUAGCAAAUUUUUCAAUCAGAAUAAUAUCGCAAAAUUACCAAGCCUUUCUCAUAAGAUAAAUUCAGAAAUCUUGGACCCUUUAGAAAUCAAAAAUCAUAUUACAAGGAAUGCUGUUUGCAAGAUAUUGUACAGCCGUGAUAAUUUUUCCUCAAUUUUUCUUUAUCCUUUUUGCCUCUUUAACCUCUUGAAUCACAGGUUCUAAAAUAUGUUGAAACCAGAUAAUUUUUCAUU